Piliocolobus tephrosceles (Ugandan red Colobus) is the source of this 687-nucleotide messenger RNA. RefSeq names its product mitochondrial ribosomal protein L23 (gene MRPL23). Gene Ontology annotation, molecular function: structural constituent of ribosome. The transcript is spliced from 5 exons. Bases 139 to 600 code for a protein of 153 amino acids. Gene Ontology annotation, cellular component: mitochondrial large ribosomal subunit; ribosome. Gene Ontology annotation, biological process: mitochondrial translation. The record is from RefSeq and is a predicted model, not a curated record. NCBI's taxonomy places the organism in Eukaryota, Metazoa, Chordata, Mammalia, Primates, Cercopithecidae.
CGCGACGCGGGCGCGGACGCGUGCGGGGCGGGCGGUGCGGCCUCCGGAAGCGAGGGGGCGCUGUGCCAGGCGGCCGCCGUGCGGGGUGGGCGUGCUGCUCCUUCCGCCUCGCGGGCCCCGGAAGCGCGCGCGGCCGCCAUGGCGCGGAACGUGGUGUACCCCCUGUACCAGUUGGGUGGCCCACAACUUCGGGUGUUCCGAACCAACUUCUUCAUUCAGCUGGUGCGGCCCGGUGUGGCCCAACCCGAGGACACCGUGCAGUUCCGGAUCCCCAUGGAAAUGACAAGGGUAGACCUCAGGAAUUACCUCGAGAACAUCUAUAACGUGCCCGUGGCUGCCGUGCGGACACGGGUGCAGUAUGGCUCUAACAAGAGAAGAGAUCACAGAAAUGUGAGGAUCAAGAAGCCGGACUACAAGGUCGCCUACGUGCAGCUGGCCCACGGACAGACCUUCACGUUCCCAGAUCUGUUUCCCGAGAAAGACCAGAGCCCCGAAGGCAGCACUGCCGAUGGACUCCACGACAUGCUCGCGGAGGAGAGGCAGCAGAGGCAGAGCAGUGACCCUCGGCGGGGCGGCAUCCCCAGCUGGUUCGGGCUGUGACGGGGCGGCCAUCAGGGAUGCGCCCUGGUGGGCACUGUGGCAGAGCAGCCCUGACACCUAAAUAAAAGUCUUGCUGCAGGAGAAAGA